Molecule: messenger RNA, 430 nt
Organism: Dermacentor albipictus
Lineage: Eukaryota; Metazoa; Arthropoda; Arachnida; Ixodida; Ixodidae
Source: RefSeq, a predicted model, not a curated record
GAAGGAAGAAGCUAUUGCCCUGUCAAAACGAUCCGAGGGACUUCGCUCGUGCUAUGCGAGCGGCGACGGACUUAAUGCUGUCGUGCAAGGACUACAUCAUGAAGCUAAACCUAAGCCCACUAAUUCUCAAGGAACACCGACGGCUGUGCAUCGGAAUGCGGAUCUGCUACGCUCAAUUGAGCUACCACAACAGUACCAUCAAUCAACAUCGGAGGUCACUCUGCGAGUGCAUGGAGAAAGGGCUCUAUAUGUGGCAAGCCAUGAAUCCGGAACUGCUCGCCAAGCUGAGACUGAAUGUCGCCAGCCUCGUGAAAGCCGGAAAAACAUGCGCAUACGACUAUUUUCCUCUUGAAGAAAAGUAUGCAUUAGCAGCCCUUACGUAUUUUACGGACUUUAUUUCAGGGUAAAAAGAAUACAAUGGCCAAUAAAA